UUGCGAAACCCGAAGCCGUGGCGCUGGAUCAUCUGCCGCCAAUGGCGCGACCGCAAUCGAGGAAGGUCCUGGCCAAGCGACCAAGGCGAACCGCCUCCGUGGUAGUGGAGGAGAUGAGGAUGUUGAGUUUCAUGACCCGCGACAAAAUCCAUGAACCGUUUAUUAGUGCCCGUCUUUUCCCAGCUGAAGAGAUCUAUCCGGUGCACAUCGCUGCAUACUUCGCGGAUGUCGACUUCUUGAUCGCCUCUGGGGCUGACCCAAUGCAGCAGACGUCAAUGCGACGCAGCCCAUUGGAAAUUGCAAAGGAGUUCAACACGCGUGGUUCACAUGAUCGGUUCAUCGCAAUGUUGAACCAGAUGCAAUCUACGCGUACGCAGCAGGAAGAGAUCCUUAUGCAAGAGGGACUGUAGGUGGAAAAAGUGAAAUAAAAUUAGAGAUCGCAUGCCCUUCUGUUACCUCUCGAGCGACGUAUUUUUUUAGUCGUCUUUUUGCACCACACAUUGGAAGUCCGGGACCCGGGUGCGGCAAAUUGCUGAGCAAGUUUUGCCGAGCCUGUGAAAGGGGUUCCUAUAUCCCGACUUUACAUGUGCAGUGCGCCCUUUUUUCGCGGGCCAUUUUCUCAAUAUAUGUAAAAAUGAUCUGCUCCCGAGCCCGCCCUAAAAGGCCGGGUGUUUUUUUGGCCCUGGUCAAAAGCAUCACUGGUUCGACUGGUGGUGUCAACUAU
Cladocopium goreaui is the source of this 724-nucleotide messenger RNA. The record is from the annotation of a GenBank genome assembly. NCBI's taxonomy places the organism in Eukaryota, Dinophyceae, Suessiales, Symbiodiniaceae.